GCGUCUCUCUCUCUCUCUCUCUCUCUCUCUCUUAGUUCGCUCGAAUCGGGGGAGAAGAUGAGCUCGAAGGAAGGCGGCGGCGGCGGCGGCAAGGGCGGGAGGGGCAAGCCCAAGUCCUCCAAGUCCGUGUCCCGGUCGCAGAAGGCCGGCCUCCAGUUCCCCGUCGGCAGGAUCGCCCGGUUCCUCAAGGCCGGGAAGUACGCCGAGCGCGUCGGUGCCGGCGCUCCGGUCUACCUCUCCGCCGUCCUGGAGUACCUCGCCGCUGAGGUGUUGGAACUUGCUGGAAAUGCUGCGAGAGACAACAAGAAGAACAGGAUUGUCCCGAGGCACAUCCAGCUUGCGGUGAGGAACGAUGAGGAGUUGAGCAAGCUCCUGGGUUCUGUGACCAUUGCGAAUGGAGGGGUGUUGCCCAACAUUCACCAAACCCUGUUGCCGAAGAAGAUGGGCAAAGGGAAGGGAGACAUUGGAUCUGCUUCGCAGGAGUUCUAGGGGGUUUUUGUUUGUAGCUUGGGUCUUGUAUCAGAGAUUUUGCCAUGGGAUGACUUCUAGUGUAUAUGUUUGAAUAUGGGGUUUUCAGGUUCUCUCUUGCAGGGAAUCCUGAUAUCUUAGUAGGAUCAUGUUUUAAUCAAAUCAAAGGGUUUUUCUUUGUUUAUGUUUCCA
Molecule: messenger RNA, 660 nt
Organism: Syzygium oleosum
Lineage: Eukaryota; Viridiplantae; Streptophyta; Magnoliopsida; Myrtales; Myrtaceae
Product: histone H2AX-like
Exons: 2
Coding region: 58-489 (143 amino acids)
Cellular component (GO): nucleosome
Molecular function (GO): DNA binding; structural constituent of chromatin; protein heterodimerization activity
Source: RefSeq, a predicted model, not a curated record